Equus caballus (horse) is the source of this 1928-nucleotide messenger RNA. NCBI's taxonomy places the organism in Eukaryota, Metazoa, Chordata, Mammalia, Perissodactyla, Equidae. The record is from RefSeq and is a predicted model, not a curated record.
AAUGAAGCUCGGCCAAUCCAAUUGGCCGCCAUCUUUGUUAGGGGCACAGUGACUUCCGGUUGGGGCGGAGGAGAGCCCAGAGGGCUUUGGGGGAGGUGCUAGAGGCUGGGUUUGCGUUGGAUGAAGUAGGCGGGAAUCUAGUCCUCUUCCAAUCGGCUCCCCAUUUCGCCCUCUGGCGGCUUCGGACGGCAGCCCGACUUAGUGUGACGACGGGCGCGCUCCAAGGCGGGCACUGGCCGUCGCCACGAGGGAACUGGGGAGGAUUCCGAAUGGGGGAGGAGGGGACGGAGGGCAUCGUACAUCUCAUGUGCCUCGCGGCCUCCAGCGGGGUGCCCCUGUUCUGCAGAAGCAGCCGCGGCGGCGCCCCCGCCCGCCAGCAGCUCCCGUUCUCUGUCAUCGGCUCCCUCAAUGGAGUUCACAUGUUUGGGCAGAAUCUGGAGGUGCAGCUGAGCUCUGCGAGGACCGAGGACACGACCGUGGUGUGGAAAAGCUUCCACGACAGCAUCACCCUCAUUGUUCUGUCACCUGAAGAGGGCACCUCGGAGCUGAGACUGGAGCGACUACUCCAGAUGGUGUUUGGGGCCAUGGUUCUUCUUGUGGGACUUGAAGAAUUGACCAAUAUCCGCAACGUAGAGAGACUGAAGAAGGAGUUGAGGGCCAGUUACCGCCUCAUCGACAGCUUCCUGGGGGACUCAGAGCUCAUCGGGGACCUGACCCAGUGUGUGGACUGUGUGGUUCCUCCAGAGGGGUCUCUCCUGCAGGAAGCCCUCUCUGGGUUCGCUGAGGCCGCGGGCACGGCCUUCGUCAGCCUGGUCGUGUCGGGCCGGGUGGUGGCAGCAACAGAGAGCUGGUGGCGGCUGGGGAUGCCGGAGGCCGUGCUGCUGCCCUGGCUGGUGGGCUCGCUGCCGCCGCAGGCCGCUCGCGACUACCCGGUGUACCUGCCGCACGGGAGCCCCACGGUCCCGCACCGGCUUCUGACCCUGACGCUGCUGCCGGGCUUGGAGCUGUGUCUGCUCUGCGGGCCGCGCCCGCCCCUCGGCCAGCUGGAUCCACAGCUUCUGGAGCGCUGGUGGCUGCCGCUGCUGGACCCGCUGCGGGCCUGCCUGCCGCUGGGACCCCGAGCGCUGCCCGCGGGCUUCCCCCUGCACACGGACAUCCUCGGGCUGCUGCUCCUCCACCUGGAACUGAAACGUUGCCUCUUCACCGUGGAGCCCUCGGGGGAUAAAGAGCCUUCUCCUGAGCAGCGCCGGCGCCUUCUCCGCUCUUUCUACACCCUGGUCACCGCCACGCACUUCCCAACAGAUGAGAAAACUGAGGCUCAGUUAAGCAGCAGCAGAGCCACGAUUCAAACAUGGGCAGCCUGGUUCCCACAGCCACACGCUGCGCUCCACUGCUCACAGUACAGGCUUUGCCUAUCGUCCUCAUUGUGGGGGGAUCCACAGAGCCCAGAGCCAGGGCAGCCAGAGGAGAAGGCAGAGGACACAGCCCACCGGGCCCAGGUGCCGCGGGCCUGCUACCUGGUGUCGGGGCCCGAAGAGCCAGGCACAGGGUGGCGGCUGGUGGCCCUGCAGCUGGGGCCCCGGCGGCUGCUGCUGCUGCUGUCUUCUCAGAGUCCCACCCAUGGGCUUCGGGUCCUGGCCACCCACACCCUGCACGCCCUCACCCCGCUCCUCUGACCACCGCUGUCAGCCAUGGACAUGGACGCCAAGCUGUUAGCGUCUCUCUCUUUAUUCGCUCACAAUAAUACACAGCCCCUGGAUGGGGAGGGGGUAGAGGGGCUACGAGGGGGCGCGUGGGAGGGGAGGAGGUGCCAGUCUCCCUGGCCCCUCUCCCCUCUGUGCUUGGGGGGGGAAAGGAGGGAGGGGGCCCCCCCUGACCCCCAGAAUGUAAACAGCAGCAGAUGAACAAAAAUAAAAAUACAAAAGGCC